CAGACUUUAGCUUUAGCAUUUAGCUUCAGCCUCUCACACCGCUGCUGAGCUCCGUCCAGCGUGCAGCUGCCGACCGGAGCCACUGACGUCUGCGGGACCAGAGAGCGCAGGGAGCGGCCAGGCAGAGCAGCACACACCGGAAGCAGAGGAGCAGCCAGGGAGAUGGAGGAGGAGAAGAAGCAGGGGAGCAGGGAGAUGGAGCAGGAGAAGAAGGAGGAGAAGAAGCAGAGGAGUCUCCUCCGGGAGGCGUCGCAUCAGAUCAUCGCCGGCGGAUCCGCGGGUUUGGUGGAGAUCUGCCUGAUGCAUCCCCUCGAUGUGGUGAAGACCAGAUUCCAGAUCCAGACGUCAACCACUGGCCCCAACAGCUACAAGAACCUGAGCGACUGCUUCCGCACCAUCAUCCGGAAUGAAGGCAUCUUUGGCUUCUACAAGGGAAUCCUGCCUCCGAUUGUGGCCGAGACACCGAAGAGAGCAGUAAAGUUUUUCACUUUUGAACAAUACAAGAAGGCGCUGAACUUGACUCCUCUGUCUCCUGGUUUGGCGCUGUCUGUAGCCGGGCUCGGCGCAGGCCUGACCGAGGCUGUUGUCGUCAAUCCGUUCGAAGUGGUGAAAGUCAGUCUCCAGGCCAACCGAGAUACCUUCAAAGAGCAACCCUCCUCAUUUGCUCAAGCCAGGCGCAUCAUUAACUCGGACGGCUUUGGACUGAGGGGUCUGAAUAAAGGAUUAACAUCAACACUCGGACGCCACGGAGUCUUCAACAUGAUCUACUUUGGCUUCUACUUCAAUGUCAAGGAUGCUAUUCCUACCAGCCCGGACCCGACCCUGGAGUUCAUGAGGAAGUUCACCAUCGGCCUGGUGUCCGGGACCAUCUCCUCCUGCGUGAACAUCCCCUUCGACGUGGCCAAGAGCCGCAUCCAAGGGCCGCAGCCGGUGCCAGGAGAGAUCAAGUAUCGCACCUGCUUCCAGACCAUGGCCCUGGUGUCCCGGGAGGAGGGAUACUUGGCUCUGUACAAGGGGCUGGUGCCCAAGAUAAUGAGGCUGGGACCAGGUGGAGCAGUGAUGCUGCUGGUGUAUGAAUAUGUGUCUGGUUGGCUUAAGGAGAACUGGUAACAAAAACAAAAAGGGAAGAACAAACACCCGGAGUGCCUUAUAGAUUGUGCCUCAAUCCCAAUACGGUUACCUGACUCCAGUAGCAUGAGACCAAACGAGUUCAUCUUUGUUCAACAAUACAAUACACAUUACUGUUAUUAAAAACACAGAAAUCAACAUUCCAGUCAGUCCUAGAAAGCAGUUUUCGAAGGAGAACCUCACAUGCAUGUCAUUUUAUCAGAAAUUCAAAAAGCAGCAAUAUUUCAAAACUGCCUGAAAAACACAUUUCAAUGUAAAACCAGUUCCAGUGUCAAUCGGGUUUUAAGGCCCUGAAAACAAGUAUUUUCACUUUCGCUUCUGAUGAUGUUCAACAACGAGCACAAUAUUUUUGAUAUGUUUUGUUUUGCUCUAUUUCCUCUCACUGGUUUUGAGUGUAUGUCACAUGCCUCUCUGAGCCAAUCACACUGAAGCAAUAUUUGAUGCAAAAUCUGAUGACAGUUGAGGAGGUGAAUGCUUAUGUUGCAAGUUCUGUUCCUCGAAUCAGCUCAAACCAAAUCCUCGUCGUCCUGAUGAAGCAGAUUGUGUCUUUGUGAGUUUAAAAGCAGAAUAAUAAAUGUUGAUUGUUGCUUAUUUAGUCUUGAAUACAACAAGAAAUGCUUGAUAUUUGAAAUCAGGCUUUCCAGGGUUUAGCUGUUAAAAUCAUUCAAACAGUCCCAUUAAAUUGCAAACACUUUUAGAUAUUACUCCACGGAGCGUGUCUGAUUUAUUUCAUUAGAAUUCACUCAUUCUUUUUAGGGGAAUCUGUGAAAAUGGAAAAAUAAACGUGUUUUUUUAUCUAGCUUCCAAAGAAAAAACUGGUCCCACUAUAGAGGACUUGAUUAUAUAUCAUCAUUAUACAGCUGCACAUGUUAUUUGUACCUGAGUCAUCUGCUCAUGAAGGAGCAACAGUUCAGCAACAGUUCACUAUGCACUCAGACAUACUUUCUGUACGUACACUUUGUCAUGUACAUCAAAUACACAAGAUCGAACACGUAUACUGUGAUCACAACCAUUGUGCUGAGCCUCACUGCGUAUUUCAAACAAACCAAAUAUCCACAGUAGUGCCUUUUUAAUAAGGAUUUAUAGGUAUAGAAACGUGUAUGUGUGUUCAGGCCUGUUGCUGAGCUACUUGUAUUGCAUGACUGAUAUUUUAAUGAAUCAUCUAUAAAUUGGACAAAUGUUUUUUGUACUAUCUCAAUUUAGAAUAGAAUUUGUUCACAGUUACUUGCAUGUAUUGGUAACAAAUAAUAAAAACAAAGAUUGAAAUCCGA
Limanda limanda (common dab) is the source of this 2399-nucleotide messenger RNA. RefSeq names its product solute carrier family 25 member 21 (gene slc25a21). NCBI's taxonomy places the organism in Eukaryota, Metazoa, Chordata, Actinopteri, Pleuronectiformes, Pleuronectidae. The transcript is spliced from 11 exons. The record is from RefSeq and is a predicted model, not a curated record. Bases 163 to 1110 code for a protein of 315 amino acids.